CACACUGAGUCUGUGGCGAGGCUAAUCUAGACCGUGACUCGAUCCAGACUUUCUUUAGUCUUAUACUAGACAAUCAAAGCAAGCACCGACGAACCAGCAGAAUUUAGUGAAAGAAUCACACACAGUGAGCAGCAUGCGGCAUCAAAACGCAGCUUGGCAGCGAUGGUGCGUCAUCAUGACGACACUCAUCACUUUCAGCACGAUUUCAGAAUCGGCCAAGACGACCUGCGACUUCGAGUCUGGAUUUUGUGGCUGGAAAAACUUGCCCCACAAUGACCUGGACUGGAGACUGAUGAGCGGCUCAACGCCGUCUGUUGGAACGGGCCCUACUACGGAUCACACAAAAGGAACAUCCUCAGGUCAUUAUGUGUACAUUGAGACGUCAAAAGGCAGCAAUGCAGAAGCUGUACUUGCAAGUUCUGCUGUGACCAACUCAAAUCAAAUGACCUGUAAAUUGUCAAUGGCUUAUCACAUGUACGGCUUACAUAUUGGAAAGUUGGAAGUGAUAGCUCACUCUACGUACAGAAACUCUUCAGUAUGGAGUCGUUUUGGCACCCAGAGGAAUCGGUGGUUAACCACUACUGUUGACUUUGGAAGCAUAACUGGCUCGUUUGAAAUUUAUGUGAGGGCUUCACAUUCAUCUGGCUAUAGAGGAGACAUUGCUUUGGAUGAUCUUUCACUGACGAAUUGUCCUCCAGGGUCUCCUCUUUCUCUACCAAAUUCAUUUCCUAACACGACAUGCUCCUUUGAAACCAAUCUUUGCGUGUGGUCUAAUGAUGUCUCUAAUGACGUUGAUUGGGUUAUGCUGCAAGGAAGUACUUCUUCACCUGAAACUGGGCCUACUAAUGAUCACACAUACCGAAAUGGCAGUGGUAAGUACAUCUACUUUGAAGUCACAGGUGCAGGCUUUUCUAGUCAUGCAGCUCUUGUUAGUCCCGAGUAUCUCAAGAGUGGCAGUGCAUGUCGCAUGCAGUUUGCAUAUCAUUUUUAUGGCAGUAGCAUUGGAGACAUGGAUGUCUACUUUGUGGCUAAUGGAGAUGGAAAAAUUCAUAAUUUGUGGUCUACAAGGGGAAAUCAAGGAAACGUUUGGCGUAUGCGUUCAGUGUUUAUUGGACCACAGACGGACUUCAACAUCUAUUUUAAAGGCACUCAUUAUAGUGGUUACAAGGGUGAUAUGGCACUGGACGAUAUCUCAUUUUUUGACUGUGAUCCGAAUUUUACACAAAGACCAUGCACCAAGAAUGAGUUCACUUGUUUACAGAGCAAGCUGUGUGUAAAAACAGAUUCAAUGUGUGACUUACACAACGAUUGCUAUGACAACAGCGACGAAACAUAUUCUUCUUGCAGGUCGGCAUUUCAAUGUGAUUUUGAGCAUAGUGUUUGUGGCUUUACAAACGAUAAGAAUAACGACAGCUUUGACUGGAUAUUGGCUCGAGGCUCAACAUUCAGUUCACAAACAAGACCAGGAGCUGAUCAUACGACAGGGAACAGAAAUGGUCGUUAUGUGUACAUUAAUGCUUCACCCCUUCGUGCUACUGGUGACACUGCUAUUCUGUGGAGUCCGCUUUUUAAUCCUUCAACAGCAGCGAACUGUUCUGUCAGGUUCUUUGCUUUUAUGUACGGUCAACAUGUGAGGAGUCUCGUUGUGUCUCAAGUUAUUGGAAGUUUGUGGACUCAACUCGGGAAUAUUACAGGAGAACAGGGACAAGACUGGAAGAAAUUUAGUUUGAACGUUCCUUUAUCAGGAGGGAAGAAAUUUCAGCUUUCUUUUGAGGGAGUUCAUAGGAAUGGCUAUGCUGGUGAUAUUGCGAUAGACGACUUGACAUUAAGCACAUCUUGUCCAAAACCAGUUUGGACAAUGUUCAUCAAUUCUUCUAUUUCGGAACUUUCAACUGAGUAUCCGACAACAUCUACUCCAACCACAGCCAAGAGAUUCGUUGACCCUUGUUAUCCACCAGCGUCAUCUAUUGCUGACGGAAGUGUGAGGCUUGCCGAUGGGGACACUCCAAAUGAAGGUCGAGUGGAAAUAUAUCACAAUCGGCAAUGGGGAACAGUAUGCGAUGACGAUUGGACUUCAACUAACGGAAGAGUGGUUUGUAAGCAACUAGGAUACCCAAACUACCGGAGUAGACUAUAUAAUAGGCCAGGUAGUGGAAGUAUAUGGAUGGACAAUGUCAGAUGCAGUGCAAGCGAAUUGACAUUGCAGCAUUGCUCAUUUCGUGGUUGGGGAUAUCACAAUUGUGAUCAUAGCGAUGAUGUAGGCGUAAUAUGUGAAACUGCUAGCGACGGUGACGUUCGACUUGUUAAUGGACAUAAUGCGAAUGCAGGAAAUGUUGAAAUUUAUCACAAUGGGGAGUGGGGAGGCGUGUGCGCUGACGGUUGGGAUUUGAAUGAUGCGAAUGUGGUAUGUAGACAACUCGGUUACUUACGCGCCAUUACUCGCUCAUAUUACUGGCAAGGCUGCGGAAGACUAUGGAUAAGCAAUAUUAAUUGCCAAUCUCGGUAUUAUUCACGAUUAGAUGACUGCACUUUCUCAGGCUGGGGCGUACGCAGCUGUAAUUAUUCUGGAUAUGCGAAGGUGUCCUGCGAUUCAUGGUCUCUUACAACAUCUACGACUAGAGAAGACAUUAGAUCAGCGACUCCAAUAAUUGUUGGAGUUACAGUUUCUGUAAUAUCGGCUCUAUUGGUAUUUUUUAUUGUUUUAAUCGUCAUAAUCCUGGUAAGACGCAGACAGGCGACCACUACAACAACGACGACAGCAAAUGCUCAAGUAUCUGCUGGACAACCGGCACAGGCACAGUCGGUAAUUUUCGUACCAUCUGCAUAUCUGAAUGUGACAUAUCCCAGUCUUCACUUCAAUUCUAAUGAAUUGAGAGCUCCGCCUUCGUACGAGACGGUGAUUGGCUAUCGAAGCGAUAAUCAAACAGUUUACUUUGGUGAGAUGAAUCAGCAGUACGUCGCCUGACCCCAUUCUGCAUUGAAUGGCAAUGUGUCUCAAAUGUGACAAAGCUGCCGUUUAUAUAUCUCGUCUCGUAGCUUAACGUUGUAAUGUGUGCAGUUGAAUUUUGACAAAAAUAAUAGUGAAUGGUUGAUUUUACUGAUUAUUAUGUUUCGAAUGACAUGUUUUAGACUUUUUAGGUGAGAUUGAAUUUACUGCGUGUAAAUUAAUUAAUGUUCUGUCUAACUUUAUUGCUAUAAUGUGAAAGUAAUUUAGGGCUGUCCUGCCUAGGCGAAUAUGUCUCUUUCUUCGCUGCGCCGCAUCGUUGUAUUUUGGGAACCUAUGCGCACAUUCAGACAUAUA
Messenger RNA from Corticium candelabrum, 3301 nucleotides. Its product is annotated as MAM and LDL-receptor class A domain-containing protein 1-like. NCBI's taxonomy places the organism in Eukaryota, Metazoa, Porifera, Homoscleromorpha, Homosclerophorida, Plakinidae. Gene Ontology annotation, molecular function: protein binding. Gene Ontology annotation, cellular component: membrane. The record is from RefSeq and is a predicted model, not a curated record. The transcript has 17 exons. Bases 134 to 2965 code for a protein of 943 amino acids.